This is a messenger RNA of Thermothelomyces thermophilus ATCC 42464, 2393 nucleotides long. RefSeq lists its product as uncharacterized. The record is from RefSeq and is a predicted model, not a curated record. The coding region runs from base 425 to 2002 and encodes 525 amino acids. Gene Ontology annotation, cellular component: cytosol; cytoplasm. The transcript has 2 exons. Gene Ontology annotation, molecular function: galactokinase activity; ATP binding. Gene Ontology annotation, biological process: galactose metabolic process; carbohydrate phosphorylation. NCBI's taxonomy places the organism in Eukaryota, Fungi, Ascomycota, Sordariomycetes, Sordariales, Chaetomiaceae.
AUUGUUGCUUCCAUGGUGUGUAGCUAGAUGAAGGAAUUGAACGAGAAAUGACCCGAUAUUAGAAUAUUGGAUAUCCACUGUAACAUCCAACGGCAGGCUUCGCAGGUUUCCCCGUAUUGUGUCGGCACAAAGCUUCACUGCGUAGCACUUUUUUGCUGCUGGAGCUGCAGCGCGGGGCAGAAGCGGCCAGCUUCAGAGCCCUCCGAGUUCCUCCCCUCUCCCCUCAAGGGACGCACCACAUGACUUAAAGAUACGCUGGAGGGUCGACUGGAUAUAUUCUCGCAUAACACCGUUCUUUCAUUCUUUUUCCUUCUUUCUUUCGUCAACCGAAUUUGCGAGUCAGCAACCAGGAAGCAGGAAAGGACAAUAAAAAAGAAAAAAAAAGAAAAAAAAAAGAGAAAACAUAGAAAAGGGGAACUUUGCAAUGGCUGGUCCUGUCCCAAUCGCCCAUUCUUUGGGUGAUAUCUACACCUCCGAUGCCCUGCCCUCACAGACCAAACGAUGGAACAAGCUGGUGUCUCAAUUCGAGGCGAAGUACGGUCAUGGCCCCGAAUUUGUCUCCCGGUCACCAGGCCGAGUGAAUAUCAUCGGUGAGCACAUCGACUAUUCACUCUACCCGGUGUUGCCCAUGGCCAUCGCCGCGGAUGCCUUGCUCGCUGUGUCGACGAGCCCGACUCCAGAGAACGCCAGCAGUUACACAAUCAAGAUUGCCAAUGUGCAGGGGUCAAAAUUCCCCGAGCACGAAUUCUCUCUGGGGUUCGACGCCGUCGACAUUGACGCCACCGUCCACGAGUGGACUAACUAUUUCAAGUCGGGCCUGCGCGGCGCCCUGGAGCUGCUACGCAAGAAGCACGGAGAUGACUUCAAACCCAAGAGCAUGAACAUCCUUGUCGACGGCACUGUUCCUACGGGUGGCGGUUUGAGCUCCAGCGCCGCCUUUGUCACUGCCAGUGCCCUUGCGGUCAUGAUAGCCAACGGCGAGCAGACUGUUGACAAGACCGAGUUGACCGAGCUGGCUAUCGUUAGCGAACGGGCAGUCGGCGUGAACUCUGGCGGAAUGGACCAGUCCGCCUCCGUCUUCUCGGAGCGCGGUUCCGCCCUCUUCGUCUCAUUCAGCCCAACCCUAAAGGCGCGCCCCGUUCAGUUUCCCAAGACCAACCCAGAGCUGGUGUUUCUGAUCGCCCAGUCUUUCGUCACCUCGGACAAGUUCGUCACCGGGCCCAUCCACUACAACCUCCGCGUGGUCGAGUGCUCGCUCGCGGCAGCCUAUCUCAAUGCCGUCCUGAACCCACCCGGCACCCGGCUACCUGCCGAUGCCGCCCCUCUGGGCAUCAGCCUUCAUGGGUUUCAAGAAACCUACUUUGCCUUGAAGGAGCGCGCUGCCGGGGCCACGUCGAGCAAGUCCGUGUCCGAGCAGCUCCAGGAGCUGCUCACCCUAACAGAACAGACGCUCGACAAGCCGGAAGGUUACACCCGGGAAGAGAUCGCCACGGUGUUGGGAAUCACCGUCGACGAGCUCAACGCCAGGUUCACCUCGCGCUUCCCCGUCCGCGCCGAGCGCUUCAAGUUGCGCCAGCGCGCGCAGCACGUCUACAGCGAAGCCUUGCGCGUCCUGCAGUUCCUGGACCUCCUCGAGAGCAGCAGCUCGCCCGCCAGCGGCGAGGACACAGCCGCCUACAACGCCCGGCUCGGCGCCCUCCUCAACGAGACUCAGGCCUCCUGCCGCGACGUCUACGAGUGCAGCUGCGCCGAGAUCGACGACCUGUGCGCCAUCGCCCGCCGCAACGGCAGCUACGGCAGCCGCCUGACCGGUGCCGGCUGGGGCGGCUGCAGCGUGCACCUCGUGCCCGCUGACAGGGUAGCCGCGGUGCGGGAGGCGUGGGAAACCGAGUACUACAGCAAGCUGCAGCUAAGCCAGGAGCAGAAGGAGGCGGCCGUGGUGGUGAGCCGACCGGGGAGCGGGAGCGCGGUGUUCCUGGUGAAGGGUGGAAACUUGGUUUGAGCGAGGCCUUCCUUCUCCUUGCAGCUCAAGAUAUCCCAAAAGCGAAGCGUCUUGGGAAUUGUUCUGCUUUCCCUUCCGGACGGUUACACUUCCCAGUUUUCGGACGUUUGCUACUACUAGUCGGUGUUUCCUUCCAGCAGUAUAUAGGGGAUUUGGAAUGUUCUCAAGUGGAAUUGAUAUGUUACCCGACCCCAGGAUGGAUACAUUCCACCAAGUUCAGAGAACGAGGUUCUCCGCUGUCAUGUUCAGUAUGAAACCGUGUUCGGAGCGACAUGAGGGACCAGGAGGGUCUUUGUUAGGAUAAUAUGAAUUAGGCGGGCUAAUGAGGCAACCUUGUAGACCCCUUGGCCAGAGGCAUUUUACAUCCUCCUUCCCGCUAGCUGGUAUACCA